Molecule: messenger RNA, 5305 nt
Organism: Rhea pennata
Lineage: Eukaryota; Metazoa; Chordata; Aves; Rheiformes; Rheidae
Gene: TMEM181
Product: transmembrane protein 181
Exons: 17
Coding region: 70-1500 (476 amino acids)
Molecular function (GO): toxic substance binding
Source: RefSeq, a predicted model, not a curated record
UGCGACUGUGCCACGGCUGCGGGCCGCGGCUCCCGGGCGAGGCGCCCGCAGCGCGCAUGCGGCGCGGAGAUGGAGCCGCUGGCACCAAUGAGAUUAUAUACACUGUCCAAACGGCAUUUUGUCCUGGUCUUUGUAGUAUUCUUUGUUUGUUUUGGUUUGACAGUCUUCAUAGGAAUAGCAGGUCCUAAUGUCAUUGAAACUUCCGUAGCAAGAACUGACUUAAAUAACAGCCUAAAGCUGAAGCCAUUUAAUUUAAGUUCACCACCACUGUCUACUUACAAUCAGCAGCUGUGGUUGACCUGUGUAGUUGAGCUGGAUCAGCACGAUGUAUCCUUCAAAAAGAAUGUUACUAUGACAGUCAAAGUGCUUGGAGUGGUAAAGGAUGGAAGCACACCCUAUGUUAAUAAUCAGGUUCACAACCGGACAAGAUUACUCAACUGUGCACAAAAAUGUACUGAAAUCAUUGUUGCUCACCUUGGAUACCUGAAUUAUACUCAGUACAACAUAUUUGUUAACCUUGAAGAUCUAAAUAAGUUAACUUAUACUAUCCAGAAUAUUACUUUCACAUGGAAGACCUACAAUCCAAAUUUUUCGCAAGUGGAAAUCUGGUUCAGAUUUGUCUUUGUAGUUCUUACUUUCAUGGUCACGUGUCUGUUUGCACAUUCUCUACGAAAAUUUUCCAUGAGAGACUGGGGUAUUGAACAGAAGUGGAUGUCCAUCCUUCUUCCCUUGCUGCUACUUUACAAUGAUCCAUUUUUCCCCCUUUCUUUUUUGGUGAACAGUUGGUUUCCUGGAAUGCUGGAUGAUCUAUUCCAAUCACUGUUCCUGUGUGCAUUGUUGCUGUUCUGGCUUUGUGUGUACCAUGGUAUAAGAGUGCAGGGGGAAAGGAAGUGCUUGACUUUCUAUCUGCCCAAAUUCUUUAUUGUUGGGCUAUUGUGGCUGGCCUCUGUUACAUUAGGAAUAUGGCAAACUGUUAAUGAAGUACAUGAUCCUACAUACCAAUACAGGGUUGACACAGGUAAUUUCCAGGGAAUGAAAGUCUUCUUCCUUGUGGUGGCAACCACAUACAUUCUCUACCUUUUGUUCCUGAUAGUGAGGGCAUAUUCAGAACUUCGUAACAUGCCUUAUGUGGAUCUCAGGUUAAAGUUCCUGACUGCAUUGACCUUUGUAGUGCUUGUCAUUAGCAUUGUUAUACUCUAUCUACGCUUUGGAGCACAAGUUCUACAGGACAACUUUGCUGAACUGUCGACUCAUUAUCAGAAUUCAGCAGAAUUCUUAUCAUUUUAUGGUUUAUUGAACUUUUAUCUCUACACAUUAGCCUUCGUGUAUUCCCCCUCAAAGAAUGCGCUAUAUGAAUCACAAUUGAAAGACAAUCCUGCUUUUUCUAUGCUGAAUGAUUCAGAUGAUGAUGUGAUUUAUGGGAGUGACUAUGAAGAGAUGCCACUUCAGAAUGGCCAAGCUAUUAGAGCCAAGUAUAAAGAAGAAUCAGACAGUGAUUGAUUGAUUAAAUGUGGACAGACUUGCUCAGCUGGGAUCAAAGCAACUUUUUAAGUUUUCCAGGAUGGACCAUUUUCUUGACUUUCUUACAGCCUGUUGUCUUCAUCUGAACGCUGUCUCCCAGGAAUGACAUCCCACUUCUAUUUCUGUUUACAAAGUUAAAACUGAAGAAAAGAAUGCUUGAAAAGGUUGUAGUGGAAACUUAAAGAAACCAAAUUAUUUUUACAAGUCUUAUAAAGUGUUUGAUAGCAGGAUGUCUGUGGACUAAAAUCUUUAAACUUAUUUCCAUUUAGAAGUGUCAAUGAUUAUAUGUUGAUUUUUAAAAUUGCUUCCUUGCUCUGUAUGUGUUUGUGUAUGGACUUCUCUUGGGGUUUUUGUUUCUGUUUUUUAAUGAUUACAUACAUCAUAUUGUCUUUAAUCUCUUGCACUUUUGCUAGGCCCCUUUGAGUAUUGUCUGUGGCUGUACUAAGUGCCUCUUUUCCUUUCCCUUUUCUAACUUACUUACACUGGAUGCAAGGAAUAAUAUGUUUAGUUUUUUUUAUUGUUGUUACUACUAUUAUUUUUUUAGAAGUGCAAGAAAACACAAGCUUUUUGUUUCUCCUUUGAAGAGGCAAUAUUGAUUUAAAACUUUUGAGUUAAUUUAAAUGUUUGUCAGAUGUGUUGUAAGUGCAAGAUAUGUGCAAAUAGUCAAGUUCUACUGAGCCAAAAUACAGACUCACCAAUGCGAAAUAAUUUGUGUAAUAUAGGUUUGACAUGCUUUACCACCACAACAAAGCAUUUUCCCUCUUCCCUGCCCCCCAACAACCUUUUCAAAUAAACUAUCCAGGCAACAGCAAAUCUCAGAAGGAAGCACAGCACUAUUCAGACUGAUUUUACUGUAUCCUGGAGAAGAUUAUUACACUUGCAGAGAAUACAGUAUAAAGUUUCAUAGAGAAGUACAGUUGCAUAUUUCUUAACAUUUCAUUUUUAGAGGCUUUUUCUACAUCAUGAUUUUCCGUGUAGUUUUGAGUGUUAACAGGGCAGUUAAUCUAUGUUCUAGAAACAAUCACGGCUACUCAUGUGUUGAACUUGCGUAAGAUUUAGCUUUUGAGCAUGUUCUGUGCAUACUUCAACUGUUUUUUCCUUAGGCAUACCACAAUUGCUACCUGUACAGGUAGGUGUUUUUAGUAGCACAUUUUGCGAUUAUCUGUAUUCCAGUCUGUGCUGGGACAGAGUUAUAUGGGAAUUCAGUAUUCCUACUACAGUGCUGCUGCUCCUCUAUUUCAAAAAUGUUUUCUUUCCUAGUCUCCUACAUCACCAUUCAAUUCUAUAUUUAAGUGAAUGCUGUUCAUUUCUGCUUACUUUGUAUACUUUGGCUUGACCUGUCUGAAAGUCUCUUUUUUCAUGGGUUUAUAAUUGCUAUAUACUCUUGUAAAAUUUCUCUGCCUUGCUGCUAUAUAGAUUUUAAAAUCAAUGACAGUGAUAUGAAGAAGCAAUGGCAAAAGCAGUAGACAGUGAUACUGGCUUACACUAGGGAAUUCUACUCAUAAUUGAACUGGUUUAAACAUAAGAGUGUAAUGAAGUCCUACUAGAUUUGCUGGAUCAUACUAGGGGAAAAAAGUAUAAUUUGUUCUGCAUUUAAGCUAUGCUUGUUCUAGACAACUCCAGAUAUUGCAACUGAAGUUGUGUAUACUGUAUUGGUACCUAUUCAAGAUCAUCUAGGGGAGACUUCACGGGAGUUCAGUUUGCUUACAGAGGCCCAAAGGAACUUCUUCAUGGAGUUGCAUCCUUACUGUCAUAAACACAAUUCAGAUUAAGUCAGUGUUCUGUUGAAGAUGAGUGUGGUAAGAUACUGUGUGUAUAUGUGAAAGCUUUCUGAAAUUAUGCAGAGCUGUGAAAUUUUUCAAGGAUGCUUGGGAGAUAAAAGUUAAGUACCAAGAGUCAUUUACUUGAUAAAGCCAAAGUGCUAUCAUAUGGAUUAAGUAAAGGAGAUUACUGCAAAGAAAAAGAAGGCUUUUUUCCUUUAAUUUCUGUAUUAGUAGAUAUUAGAUUAGAACAACACAUAGGAAAAAAUUAAAGAGGUGUUUCAGGUUGUCAAGUGAGGUUGUUUUUUGGUGAACUGUGAUAAGCUGUACCCCUAUCAUUUCCUGUUAGACUUUUUAUUUUUUUAAUAAAUAUGAGGGAUGAUCUAUUUAUCCUAAAAGAGGAGAACCCAUUUUCAUUUUUAUUAUUCCCCAGAUGAUUGCCUUAGGACAUAGAGUUCUUUGAAUUUGAAGUCAGCCUUGGAAGCCAACUGGAUGGCCUUCAUGUACUCUAAAUCCCUUUGACUUCCAUUGGAGUAACAGUAGGUACAGGAAUUAGGUUUUCAGAAAUGAAGAUCUACGUGAUCCUGACAUAUUCAGAUCUCUUUGGCUCUAUUCUAAAUUGUUUUGAAUUGAUAAAAUGUUUGAUUUGACAAAUGCACAAAGUACUACUAAUGUUUCUUACCAUAGACUGGGCUAGCUGUUACAAUUAACCUGAAAAUACAGGGUCAUGUUUUCGAUUUCAUCAACAAAAGAAAACAUUUUUAAUUUAACCUUGAGAUGAUGAUCUUUUUUUCUAAGCUGUUCUCAGGCCAUUUUGUUUACCAUUUUGUCUACAUUAACUUUUCUACAUCACUGCAUUCAAAAUGGAAAUAGAAUUGGUGAAAAAGGGAAAUACACGUUUCAAAAAAGUAUCUCACCACAAAAAUAUUAAUAUUCUUUUUUUUUAAAGAUAUUUAAUGAAUUUUGCUCAUGCAAAUAGUUUUGUACUUCAGAAAUGUUAGAGCAUGGCAGUAAGCUUGGCCAAAGCACCAGUGCAUCAAAUUCAAUAUAUGGUAAAAAGAUAAAAGCGAUGAAGAAGAUCAGGAAAUAGUUUUCCUAGCAAGAACAUUAAAUUUCAAUCUUCUUAUCUGUAAAUGUUUGGAAACCAGAGACACUAUUUGAGGAAUAUUACAAUACAGUUUGUAAACAGCCUGGGGGUAGGUGGCAUAGUUAACUUCUGAGUAAUGUGUGAUGCUUUAGUAACAUAAGGGUGAAAAGGAAGGGAUCUGGACAAGAGACUAAUCUGGCUUUCAUUUAGUUAACAUUAAAGUAAUUUGGUAUUUCCAACCCUAUUGGAACUGUAUAAAAUGAGAAAAGUAUAUAAAGAUGGUAUACAGAGUUACUGCUCCGAAUGAGAUGCUUUUUAUUAAAUAAGUGCAAGAGUUUCAGGUUUGCAGUGACCAAGAGCAACUUUUAAGAAACUGGUUGUCGUUGAGUAUAAACCAUUCAUGGCAAUCUUUUCCUGUAGUAUUUGCUUGAAAAAAUGCAGUUGGUGUUGGAAACUGUCCUAGGACUGGCAAAGAAUAGGAAGCAUAAGGCUCAAUACCAGUAAGGAACAGCUACUCCACAGACCCAUGAACUGAUCUGGGAAAAAUGGAUGUUUCCAGCUAGACUUUCAAGACAGCUUUGUAUCCAUAGUGACAUAGUUUUUGCCCACGUGCUUUUGCUUAUGCCAGUAAUACUUUUGCAGUACUGUAAAAUUUUUUUAGAAGUUUGUAAAUAUGUAAAAUGAGGAUAAAAUAUGGAAAACUUGUGUACCAAAAUGGUAUCAAAUGUGAGAGAUAAAUGCUGUUUAAUGAGAAGCUGUUAAUAAAAUGCUGCUUCGAAAAAGUGUGCAUGGGGAAUGUGUUGAAUAUUCUGUGUGUUUAGAAACUGUAAUUGCAGUAAAUUAUCCAAAUUAUUGUAUUAUGUUGUUGAACUUGGAAUAUGGAUAUGGAAUAUGAAGCAAAACUAACAUUUUACUUCAAGCAGAAGUUUAGGGCUGA